AUGCGCCCAGAAGAAGACCAAGUUAUCGAGAGCGUAGGUCUCCGACAAUGCCUUUUCUCAAUCGUUCUGACGGUAGUCACCCAUAGUAAGAUCGAUGAGCUGGAAAGAAAAGAGCAAGAAUUGUCCAUUAGGCUUCAAGAACUCGAGUCAAUCGUGGUCGCUAACCCAAGUACGGUGGAUACCUCCAGUCCAGAUGACAGACAUACCGUGAGAUCCAUCGCAGCGUCUUCACCCGUGGCACGCGAAGGAGCAAGCCUGAGCUUCAUCGCGCAUCUAUUCUCUGACGCGAACUGGAGAAAGUCACAUGCCACUCUGCUAAGAACAUUGGCUGAUGCACCCGGCACCGAUGAAGUCUCGAUAGCCCCUUGCUCUCUACCAUCUGCAGUAGAGACACAGAUGUUAUUCGAGAAAUACUUGAGCUGGGCACACAUACAGAACCCGUUCCUUCUCCGCAGAAGCAUCUGGGCCCUUCAUCAGCGUCUCUUCAAUGGCCAAGGCACAUCCACCAAAGCCUCAAGCCACGACCUCUUCCGAGCCUUCAUGAUAUGCGCCAUCGGGGCAGUUCUGCCAUACCGCAACAAGCUUCACCAUCGCCACCCAGAAGCAUACUACAAUGCAGCUCUACAGCACCUCGACGGCGACUUUCUGACUCGGGGACUGGAUUCUGUUCAAGAUUUGUUGCUUAUAUGUAGAUUCGGCAUCUACCACCCAAUAGGUACUUCGAUCUGGGACGUCGUUCGACUCUGCGGGCGUCUCUGCAUCGAACUUGGUCUUCACAACGGGACUGAUAUCCGAGGCGAUUUACUACAAACACAGCUCAGAAGGAGAAUAUUCUGGCAGUUUUAUCUCAUCGAUCGCUACAGUUCAACGACUUUGGAUCGUCCAUUCUUGAUCGAUGAUGCAGAUAUUGAGACAAAGUUUCCAGUUGAAGUCAGCGACGAGGAACUCGAAGCAGCCAGCCGCGACGUCCAAAGCCUCGAUUCCUUGAACUUCACUCGCGAGCCUAACGUGCAGAAUGAAAUGACUAUCUUCUUCGUCUCUGUGCGGCUGAGGCAGAUAUCAUCACAUAUACAGACCGAGUUCUCCAAGCUGAGGCGCAAGAUCUCUAAUACAAGGUCGAAGCACUUACUCGCUGGUCAUGUCCAUGUUGUGAUGACGAAGCUGUUGAAAGAGCUGAAAGACUGGAGAAGCAGCAACCCUAUAAUACAGGAACCGAGCUGUCUGUACGAAACACAAGAGUGGUACGACUCGCUCAUCGCCCGUGAGAGACUAUCUGUCCUCCGUCGCGCAAUUGACCUAGUCCCAAAGGUCAACGGCUCUCCACCAAAAGAGAUCCUGAUUGUCUUUCUCAGAUCUGCGCUUGAGACUAUUGAGAGAUAUCACAUCAUAUGUCAGAAACCAGGUAUGGUGACGCACACACGAAGCUACUUUCAUAUGCUCUUCACGGCUGCGUUGUCGGUCAUGUACUGCAUAUCCGUAUCCAAGAAGCUUAGCCAGGAGGACAUGCGCGCAUCUCAUCAAGGUCUACUGCUUUGUCAAGAGUUAUUGAACAGUGUUGCCCGACAACUCCCAGACGCAAAGAGCUAUGUAGCCGUCUUUGAAGCCCUACACCGCGAUGUGUCGCAACGCCUGUGGCCGAAUGUGCGAGAUAUCUCUGUUAAUAUCCCAGUUGAUCCAGCGAUGGGCUUCUCAAACGACAUCAGCGCCUUCAAUGGUCAAAGUUUCUCUCCAGACCUGGGUACCAGUACUGUACCCAAUUCCUUGGGAAACAUGCCAGACUUUUCAACGAAUCGCCAGUUCUUUGAUCAGGGUUUGCAGUCACGCUCUAGUCUAAUAGACCCAGUGAGCCAGUUUGGUGUUCCAGGACAAGAUGGGAACGAUAUGUCUGAGGAGUAUCAAGAUGGGUCGUCGGUAAAUUGGGCGCUGUUGAACUAUGAUUCACUGUGGAAUAUGGAGUCUGCACUGGGCCAGUAUGUUUAUGGAGAUCCUACGAAUCCCAGUGUUUGGGAUGGCUUUGAGUUCUAA
Messenger RNA from Fusarium tjaetaba, 2025 nucleotides. Its product is annotated as PPR1-transcription factor regulating pyrimidine pathway. Gene Ontology annotation, biological process: positive regulation of transcription by RNA polymerase II; DNA-templated transcription. Gene Ontology annotation, molecular function: sequence-specific DNA binding; DNA-binding transcription factor activity, RNA polymerase II-specific; zinc ion binding. The record is from RefSeq and is a predicted model, not a curated record. NCBI's taxonomy places the organism in Eukaryota, Fungi, Ascomycota, Sordariomycetes, Hypocreales, Nectriaceae. Bases 1 to 2025 code for a protein of 674 amino acids. The transcript is spliced from 4 exons.